Messenger RNA from Trametes versicolor FP-101664 SS1, 678 nucleotides. Its product is annotated as ThiJ/PfpI. The record is from RefSeq and is a predicted model, not a curated record. Bases 1 to 678 code for a protein of 225 amino acids. The transcript is spliced from 4 exons. NCBI's taxonomy places the organism in Eukaryota, Fungi, Basidiomycota, Agaricomycetes, Polyporales, Polyporaceae.
AUGUUCAAGCGCAUCCUCUUCGUGUUCACCUCCGCCGACACCACGCUUACGGGUGCAAAGACCGGCUGGUACCUCCCCGAGGCAGCACACCCUUAUUAUAUUCUCGCACCGAAAUACGAGAUUGACUUCGCCUCCCCGAAGGGUGGGUUCCCGCCUGCCGACCCCGACGGCGCAGCCGCCUAUCCCGAGGAUGUGACGAAAUUCCUCGAGGAUCCCGCGACCAAGGAACAGCUCGCCACAACGAAGAAGCUCUCCGACGUCAGCGCGGCCGACUACGACGCCAUCUUCUACGUCGGCGGCAUCGGGCCCGUUCUCGACCUCGCGACGGACCCCAUCAACGCCAAAUUCGCGUCGGACUUUUUCCGCGCGGGCAAGCUCACCACCGCCGUUUGCCACGGUCCGAUCGCUCUCACGAGCGCGACAGACGCGCAGGGCGUAAGCCUUUUCAAGGGCCGCAAGGCCACCGCCUUCACGAACUACGAGGAGGAGCUGCAGGGCAAGCUUGGGGACGUCCCCUUCCUCGUCGAGUCGCGCAUCGUGGAACUCGGCGGCCUGUUUGAGAAGGCCGGGGAGCCAUGGUUGCCCCACGUCGUUCAGGACGGCAUUCUCAUUACCGGUCAGAACCCGGCGUCCGCGCAUGGGGUUGGGGAGGCUAUCGACCGGGCUCUGUCUGCGUAA